AGCUGCGUAGUAUUUACUUCCGGUGCCGGGAACCCCACGCGCAGAAAUUGUGAUACUCCGUAAUUUUUAUAUAUUUAUCAUAAUAUCUGACAAUCAUGGUGACCAUUGAACAACUUUACAAAGAUUUUGGGGUUCUUGCAGACGCUAAGGAUAAGGCAGGAGAGCAUGAGAAGGAAUAUGAAUCUAUUCUAAGCGCUGUGAGUGGGGGAUCGUCCGAGAAGAGACUUGCCUCACAGUUCAUCGUCCGAUUCUUCAAACACUUCCCAAAGCUGGAACAUACUGCCAUCAAUGCUCUAUUUGAUUUGUGUGAAGAUGAUGAUAUCAUGAUCCGGAAACAAGCCAUCAAGGACCUCCCGACCAUAUGUAGAGUUGCCACAGAACACGUCCCUAAGAUCUCCGAGGCCCUUGCCCAGUUGCUACAGUGUGAUGAUGCCACGGAACUCAGUCUUGUCCAAUCUUCCCUUGUCAGUCUUCUAAAAGUAAACACCAAAGGUACUUUACAAGGUUUAUUUACUCAAAUCAUGGGAGAAGAUGACACAGUGAGAGAGAAAGCUAUCAAAUUCCUUGGUGCCAAAGUGAAGAAUCUGCCUGAAGAAAACCUGGACAAAGAAACAGAAGAAUAUCUCGUGACCGAGUGUAAAAAGGUGUUACAAGAUGUUACCAAGGACGAGUUUAUCUGUAUGAUGGACAUCCUAAAGGGCCAGAAAUCCAUGAACACCGUACAGGGAAGACAACAGCUGGUAGAAAUCGUGACGGAACAGGCUGAACUGGAUCAAGAUUUUGUGGCUAAAGAACCAGACUGUGUUGACAAACUGAUGCAUUGUAUUAAACAGGCACUUCCACUGUUCUCUAAAAAUGUUCAUUCGAAGGCCUAUGUGGGCUACAUUUGUGACAAUGUACUACCAUCAGUGGAAGAUCUGGCUAGUCCAGAGGAAGGCGUGGAUGCUCAGCUAGAAAUGUUGAAACUGUUUUCAGAGAUUUCCGAGUUUUCUGGGGAUCUUGACAAUUUAGAAGACCGAGUGACACAUGUAUACAAUUGUUUAAUUAAUUACAUGCCGGUACCUCCAGCGGAGGAAAAUGAUGUACUUUCAGCAAAUGAGCGACCGAAAUUCCACUUCUCUUUUGUGGAGUGUUUGAUGUUCGCUUUUCAUCAAAUGGCAAGAAAGUUACCUGGCUUUUUGACAGAUGAAGCAAAUGCUGACAGGCUAAAGGAUUUUAGAUUAAGAUUACAGUAUUUUGCCAGAGGUGUCCAGGUAUACAUCAAACAACUAAGACAAGCACUACAGGGGAAAACAGGGGAGGUGUUAAAGACGGACGAGAACAAAAUCAAGGUUGUAGCUUUAAAGAUCACCUCUAAUAUCAACACAUUGAUCAAAGAUCUGUUCCACAACCCCCCAUCAUACAAGGCCAUCCUCACCCUCUCCUGGAAACCUCUUGUGAGACAGCCUCAGGCAGCAGCAGCACAACCAACGGACACAAGUCCCACCACUGCAGGACAAAAGAGAAUCACACCCAUCACAUUUGGUACUGGAGACAAAACUGCAAAAAAAAUGUCAAAACAGGACAGAUCAUUAUACUCGCCUCCGAGUGGAAAGUUCAGUCAGCGGGCAGGAGCAUUCAAGGAAAUGACAGGAAACACACAGGGCUUUGGAGGACAAGGACGAGGACGAGGACGAGGAGGGAGACGUGGCAGAGGCGGAGGCGGAGGAGGGUACAGGCAGUACUGACAGGGAAGUACUAAGGGGAGACAACCAUCAACGAGAAAAGGAAAUUGUGGGAUUUGGAAACUGUAAUAUUUAUCUUAGCCUUCAUUUAUAUUCACGAACCAGUACUAGUAAGUAAGGUAAGUAUGUGUAGUAUGUUUGGAAAAGGUGUUCGAAUGAUGACCAGACUGAAAAAUUUAUGUUUCCUGUCAAUAUGGAUCUGUUACAGAAAAUUUUCAUUGAACAGAUAUUAUUUCAUGAUGGUUCAAUUAAAAUUUGUGUUGACGCAAAAGAAAUUUGAUAGAUUUUGAAGAAGAUGCAGGAACCAUAAUUAUUUUCAUCCUUGGCUUCAUAAACUGACUAGGUUAGAGAGAGGCAUGAAAUGACAAGAAAGCUCAAGAUAUUUGGAGGUAAGUUAUCUAGGCCUUUUUUAAAAAAAAUCUAUAGUUCCAAGGCUUUUACUUACAUUUAAAAUUUUGUGUUGACUGCUUUGAUGAUAUUCUGAAUCCAAAAACACCUAAUUUCUGUUUAAAUAGAAAAACUGAAGUAGAUAUAGUGUCAGAUGGAAAGAUCAUUUGGUAAUUGUAUUUUUUAACCUAGGUUUUAGACUACGUAUAGAGUGUUCGAUGGGUACUGUAAAGUGUAAAUAAAGGUGAGUCUUGUAUGCUAGAACGAGUGAGCGUUAGUUGUCGUGUCUGUGGACUAAAUUUUGCGGAGCAUAUUUUAUCUCAUACCAUGACUUCACAGGUUUGUUUCAUUCAAGUUGCAAAAUCAUUGAAAGUUCCAUGCGCAGAUGCUUUGAGGUCAAAUGUAAGUAUUGUUGGCAGCUAUGAAGCAUGGUCUCUUGACAAAGAGUGAAUUUUCAUUAAAGUACACAGUUCAAUCACAAAACACACGUUUCCAAAUCCCACAUUUUCUCGUCUGAUGGUUCCAGUAAAUGUUUUAAUCAAGGAGCCAACAUCAGCAGCCAGCUUCUGUGCCGAGGGAACGAGGAUCAUUACUCAUAGAGUAACACUACGAAAGAGAAGCACUUGGAAGUCGGCUUUGCUUCCCAACAGGGGAGCGUAACUUAUGGAGUUUUUCCAGGUUUCAUUUUUAGAAUUCAUAAAACAUAUUCUGGAUAGUGAAGAGUAUGGAUUUACUUCCUGUUGUGGUUUAGAAUAUGAUUUUCUAGAUAUGUUAGGAAUAUGAAUUUCUUCAUAUUAUUUGCUCCAGAUGUGGAUAUUUAUGACAUGCAUCACUGAAGGUGAUUUUUAAAGAAUUUGUACGUUUUAAGAAUUAGGAUAUCAAAUUAUCAGUUUUCCUUCCAAUGUGAAGACAUUUUUUUUUCAUGUAUAAAUCAAUGUUUCAUAACUAUUGAGAGAAAUUACUGUGGAUGAUCAACAUCACAUAUACACAGUUCAGUUGUUAACUUCUUGAUAAGGUUUUCUUUUCCACAAAAUAUUCAUUUUAAGAUGUCUUUGUCAUCGUUUUAUAUAAUACUAAAAUCAUCUUAUGUCAUUGAAAUAUAUCGAGCAAGAAUUUGCUGUACUUUGUCCCUAGUUACAGCUUUAAAAGACAAUUUUAUAAAAUCUUUUUUUCUUCUACUUUCUGCUACACUGACUUGGAGUACUAAGUACAAAGUUCUGUCAUGUGUUGUUUUAUGGUAUAAGCUGAACGAUCAGUGUAGCCAUUGUUCAAUCGAUAACUUGCUCAUCAUUUUAAUUCCGUCAGAUUGUAUCUUGUAUUAUGAUAAGUUUGAAGGAUAGCUAUAGAUACAUACAUGUCUUUUGUCAAGUUAACGUCUCAGAAUUGAAUUUCUGUUUCCUGCUGUAGUCAAGAUGACAUGUAUUUUGAAAAUAAAAGUGAUUUUAAGUA
Mizuhopecten yessoensis (Yesso scallop) is the source of this 3560-nucleotide messenger RNA. Its product is annotated as apoptosis inhibitor 5-like. Gene Ontology annotation, cellular component: nucleus. Gene Ontology annotation, biological process: negative regulation of apoptotic process. The transcript has 13 exons. The coding region runs from base 96 to 1727 and encodes 543 amino acids. NCBI's taxonomy places the organism in Eukaryota, Metazoa, Mollusca, Bivalvia, Pectinida, Pectinidae. The record is from RefSeq and is a predicted model, not a curated record. Gene Ontology annotation, molecular function: RNA binding.